Molecule: messenger RNA, 4673 nt
Organism: Exaiptasia diaphana
Lineage: Eukaryota; Metazoa; Cnidaria; Anthozoa; Actiniaria; Aiptasiidae
Product: microprocessor complex subunit DGCR8
Exons: 9
Coding region: 315-2684 (789 amino acids)
Biological process (GO): primary miRNA processing
Cellular component (GO): microprocessor complex
Molecular function (GO): identical protein binding; heme binding; primary miRNA binding
Source: RefSeq, a predicted model, not a curated record
ACUUGGUUCGAUAUGCUGGUUCGAUACACGACAAUAAAAUUGUUUUCAUGGGUGGACAACAAACUCCUUUGACGUAAGGACAAUAAUACAGAAAUCAUAGCUUUAAUAAUUUAGCAUUUUUAGGACUUCUUGAUUUUUUUCUGUUUGAAAAUGACAUGUUUUCUAAGCGAUGCUGUAUGCACUCGUCACGAAUUGAACCAGAAACCUACUCGCGUGGAUAGCACCAUUGAACCAUGUUGAUGCGUUGUCUGCGUGUUAUCCAAAGUACGAGUAAGCAUUGAAACUUGUAUGGGUAAAGGAAAACUUACAAAAUUAUGGCAGAYUCAGAAGAAACGUUGUUGAAAAAUGAUGUCGCCAUUAUCGAAAGAAACGAUUUGAUCCCWCAACGGCAGGUCAUGAAAAGAGCUCGAAACGUGAACGGUUUCGAAGAAAAGCCGACAGAUGAGAARCGCAAAAAAGAGACAUUUUCUGAUGAUGUGGACGAAAUACAGCUGAGAGACAAGUUACUGGAUGAAAUAUCUUCAAAUAAAUUGUGUUUGGAUUCUGACAGCAUGAUUCACGAUGUUACUGAAUUUGAACAUGGCGGCAGUAAUGAAAGUCAACAAGCACAGAAUCGAAAGAUUAUCAAGUUGGAAGGGGUUUUGCCAAACCURGCACUACCGGAUGGAUGGAUAGCUCUCAACCAUAGGAGUGGUGGAAUUGUCUAUCUUCAUCGAUCAACAAGAGUUUGUACCUGGGGACGACCAUAUUACAUCGGUAAAGGAAGUGUCAGGAAACAUGAUGUUCCUGUUGCUGCAAUUCCUUGCCUGCAUCAAGCAAAAGCACUUGCAAACAAAUCACAAAAAACAAACAAACCUUCAAAUGAGAUCCCACUUGAUGUUGAUCACCAGCCUGGCCAGGGUCAGGGUUUAUCAAUUCUUAACUUUCUYAAUACUGCAGGGUCUAUUGAAGGUGAAACACAKCUUGYGGCUGCUCAUUAUGAAGCAUUUCAAAGCCAUAAACCAACUAUUGAAAAAGCUGCCGAUGGAAAUGUUAAAUCUGGUCUUUCAAUGGAAGUAGUUAAUGAUUAUAAUAAAGAAGAAAUAUGCAACACUUUUGAAUCAAAUUCAUUACAAGAAAAUGGUAAUUAUCAUAUUUUUAAAAAGCUGAAUAUAGUUAAUGAAGAUAGCAGUGAGAAAAACCAAGUUUAUUGCACUGUGAAGAAUGAAAAUGAAGAUGUCGAUGAUUGUCAAGUCAAGAAUGUAGAUGGUGGUCAUGGUGUUAGUUAUCGUACAAGUAAUAUAUGUCCYUGUGAAGAUAGAUAUGAUAAUAUAUUUCAUCCUAAGGAUGGACUUGAUGUUGUYAAUGAGACACUUAACUAUGGAGGAAAGGAACUAAAGAAAGAUGAUGAAAUGAAUUCUGCAAGUAGUAAUGUUCCCAUUCCCAGCAUCGAGCUGAUGUCUCCAGAACAUUUGCAAAGCAUAAACUUGAAAAGCACUCAAAGUGAUCAAGUUAAUCAUGAAAAUUUAAAAAUUCCAAGUUUACAAAGUGUUAGCCUCAAAGGCAGUAGAAAAGMAAUACAUGAAAACAAAGAAAUAUUUUACAAUGGAACCAGUGCAGAGGAUGAACAUUCUCUAGAUGCGCAGACAACAUCUGAUGAUAAUUUUAAAAAGAACCCGAACUUKCCAAAAACUACCCAUCAAACUUCAGGAAUCGAACUUAUAGAUGCUGAAGAGCUGAGCUCUUACCUUGGCAAGUUGUUUGAUUUCAAAAAGAUUACAAUAGACCAAGAAAAGAAUGUAGUGAAGCCCUCAGAGGCAGUCAUGGAAGAAGCUGAUCCAGUUUUGUCAGUACUAGAAUGCCUACCUUACUGCGUCAAGGGUAAAARUGCCAAAGAAAAUAAAGAAUGGGUUUUAAAUCCAGGUGGAAAAACKCCAGUAGCGAUAUUGCAUGAGUAUUCCCAAGCUGUUCUUAAAGAAAAACCUGUUUAUGUCUCUACUGAGUGUGAAAAUUCUUCCACUCCUUUCAUGGCUGAGGUUCAGAUCAACGGGAUUACMCACGGCAGUGGUAUGGCAUCCACUAAAAAGCAAGCCAAACAGAUCGCYGCAGAAGUCGCAUUGGAAGUGUUGCUGCCUCAUGCCUUUCAUAAAAUACGAGAUUAUGUCAUCUCUAGAGAGGAAUUAGAGUGUUUUGAUAAGUUGAAAAUCGACAAUCCUAAUAUCCACGAGCUGUCAAUUAAAUCUGGUCUUCCUAGYCCUUCACAGGUUUUACAAGAAUGUUUGAAAAGAAAUCAAGGUGUUUGCUCAUCUACUAUCCACUUCAAGAUGAUUCCCGGUCAAAAUCAAGAACACACAUUUAUAAUAUCAUGUGGAAAACACCAAGCAGAGGGGCCAUGCAAGAAUAAGAGRAUUGGAAAGCAGGUGGCAUCUCAGGCCCUGCUUAUGAAACUACACCCACAUAUAUCAACAUGGGGAUCGCUGUUGAGGAUUUACUGCGAUAGACCCUCUUCUAUUGUGAAAAAGUAUAAGACGCCAGACUAUGAUAGUUUAUCAAACUGCAUUUCUACACCUGAUGUCCCGAGAGGAAAACUUCUACUCGCUCGAUUGAAAGAAGAAAUGCUGAAAAUUGCUGAUGAUGUAAAUCAAGAAUCGAAGUAUUCUAGAUCAAGUGACGAUACUGGCUCAAUUAGCACUGUCGAUAUUUAAACUAUUUCACAACAAUGCUCUAUUUAAAACGAAUUUUUAGAAUCACGUCAAUGUACGUAAUAAUAAUUAGCUAGUAAAUUCUGCGUUAAUUACUCUUUUUAAUCAAUUAAAUUCUUCAAUUAAUUAUAAAUUACGGCAUGUAGGUAGAUAACAUAUUACUACAGAAUCAAAUGGAAUCAAAUGCAUGCAUUUUACUAAAAAUGGUGGUAAUUCCACAGAACUAAUAAAUAAUUUUUUAUGUCUAACGCAUUUGAUUGAUAUCCAUUCCUUCACAAAUGUCGUUSGCUUACUAAAAAGGUCAAAGCUGAGAUGUUUCCUAUUCGAUCACUAAUUUUAUUUUACGCCUAUGCAUUUAGUCCAAAUAUAUUCAACGAUCACAGAACGCACACAUGGGCUUCCUGUGGCAAUAUGAAUAAUGAUAGCAAUCAGUGGCGGAUCCAGGGGGGUUCCAUGGGUUCCUAGGAACCCUCCUCGAGCAUAAAGAAUAAAAAUAAAAUGAAUGAUAAAUGAAAUAAAAUGAAAACGCAUCGUACACAAUUGCAUCCGAGAAGAAUGAACGUGGCUUAUAUCUUACAAUAGGUAAGAGGCUUUAUAUUACACUUUUACCACAUGGCUGCAAUGUACGCACACACUGAACUGUAAAGCGUUUUGAGACUUAAGAGAUGCRCUAUCUAUAACUGCAUUCACGUUACAUUUGCUACAGUUUGAGAGGCACAGUAAAAGUGUUCGUUUUAGGAAAAUGCGAAAGCAAAUUGGAAGCCUCCUUUAAAAAAUCCUGUAUCCGCCACUGGCAAUAGUCAUUUCUAGCCUAAGGCAGUCAUCAGGGGUGUUUGGAAAUUUAUGAACAAGAUAUAUACAUGUCUUCCACGUGCAGAUCGAGGCUUGCGAUAAGUGGGUACGUAUGCAUGUUUUUUUAGCUGCAGGGAAAAUGAAUUUUGUACAUUGUAUUUAUAAACUACUCUUUAAAAAGGCUGUCUUCACAUGAUUUAUAUCUUUGAUGAUUAGUUUUGGUGUACGCUAAAGAUCAAUUGGUGUGUCGGGGUGUGCUGGAAUAGUCGCAUGCCUGUAAAUUGGUAAAAGUAAUGGUCAGUAACAAACUUUGAUGAAUCUAAAUCACAAAAUCUUUAUCUUUACGAGUUCAUAGGCACACUUCACAAACAUAGAUCACUACAAUUUACGAUAAGAGUGACAAAAAAAAUUUCCCUUGGCUAUUCCUUCUUUGGAUAUCCUCGGGUCAGCUCAAAAGACUGGGUGUCACCAGGUUGCUGGUUGCAUUUAUUGUGCAGCGACGCCAUUUUGUGCUCCAAAGCAGGAUUGUAGUUGUAGUCCUCGUACUUAUUAUAGACUAAAAUAUCUCCUUUAAAGUCCUUUUUUCGCUUUUUUUGUAGAAACKGUAAAACAUCUAUUUUGGCUUAGAAAAAGCAAAAAUAUUUCAGAAGGACUGUUUUAGCAGACAUGACAAAAACACGAGGACUACAACUACCAUAAUGCUUUGCUGAUGAUUUAAAAUGGCGCGUCGCUUCACAUUGCUUAUUUGRGAAAUAUGAGCCAUACGGCAGAUCCCACAAAAUUCAUGAUAAUACAGAUCAUCUCAAGGACACAACAAUGAUUUCCAGCUCCCCCACAAAAUUGAAAUCUUUGUUUGUUUUUCUYCAGGUGAAGCUGCUUUGAUGUCACAUUCAUGGGUUUAUACUUUUUUCCCUCACAUCCUAAUUAAUUUGAUGAUCAAACUGCCUGAAUGUAUAGAAAAUCUGCAUGUAAAAGAGGCAAACUACUUCAAUACGCUACACACGUAGUCAAGAGAGUAAAAUGCAACAUCGAAACAAACGUUGGUUAGCACUAGUUAACAUCAUGGUAGAUAUGAUGGUGUCACUUUAACAGAAUAUUUCUCAUUUUUUCUAUAUUGGUCAUAAUAUGUACUAGCUAGUGUACCACAAAUUUGUCUGGCACAAUUAUAUCAAUAUGAAGGAAAUAAAUUGARAAGAAGCA